GUGAUGAACGCGAGCUCAUCUUCGCUCAACGACUCCCAGGUGGUGGCAGUGGCGGCCGAGGGUGCGGCGGCAGCGGCCACCGCAGCAGGAGCGCGGGACACCGGUGAAUGGGGGCCCCCGGCAGCCGCAGCCGCAGCGGCGCUGGGGGGCAGCGGCACAGCUAAUGCGUCGCUGGAGUUGUCUUCGCAGCUGCCAGCGGGGCCGACGGGGCUGCUGCUGUCUUCAGUGAAUCCAUGGGACGUACUGCUCUGCGUGUCUGGGACGGUGAUCGCAGGCGAAAAUGCGCUGGUGGUGGCGCUCAUCGCGUCCACACCUGCGCUGCGCACGCCCAUGUUCGUGCUGGUAGGCAGCCUGGCCACCGCCGACCUGCUGGCGGGCUGCGGUCUUAUUCUGCACUUCGUAUUCCAGUACGUGGUGCCCUCGGAGACUGUGAGCCUGCUUACUGUGGGCUUCCUCGUGGCCUCCUUCGCUGCCUCUGUCAGCAGCCUGUUGGCCAUUACGGUGGACCGCUACCUGUCCCUCUACAACGCGCUCACCUAUUACUCGCGACGGACCCUGUUGGGUGUGCACCUCCUUCUCGCUGCCACCUGGACGGUGUCCUUAGGCCUUGGGCUGCUGCCGGUGCUUGGCUGGAACUGCCUGGCAGAGCGUGCCGCCUGCAGCGUGGUGCGCCCGCUGACGCGCAGCCACGUGGCACUGCUCUCCGCCACCUUCUUUGCGGUCUUCGGCAUCAUGCUGCACCUUUACGUGCGCAUCUGCCAGGUGGUCUGGCGUCACGCGCACCAGAUCGCGCUGCAGCAGCACUGCCUGGCGCCGCCCCACCUUGCCGCCACCAGAAAGGGUGUGGGUAUGCUGGCCGUGGUGCUGGGCACUUUCGGUGCCAGCUGGCUGCCCUUUGCCAUCUACUGCGUGGUAGGCAGCCAUGAGGACCCAGCUGCCUACACCUACGCCACCCUGCUGCCAGCCACCUACAACUCUAUGAUCAAUCCUAUCAUCUAUGCCUUCCGCAACCAGGAGAUCCAACGCGCCCUGUGGCUCCUGUUUUGUGGCUGUUUCCAGUCCAAAGUGCCCUUCCGCUCCAGGUCCCCCAGUGAGGUCUGA
Molecule: messenger RNA, 1101 nt
Organism: Mesoplodon densirostris (Blainville's beaked whale)
Lineage: Eukaryota; Metazoa; Chordata; Mammalia; Artiodactyla; Ziphiidae
Gene: GPR6
Product: G protein-coupled receptor 6
Exons: 1
Coding region: 4-1101 (365 amino acids)
Biological process (GO): G protein-coupled receptor signaling pathway
Cellular component (GO): membrane
Molecular function (GO): sphingosine-1-phosphate receptor activity
Source: RefSeq, a predicted model, not a curated record